CGUAACGUGUAUGGGGUUUUGCAUAGAGCGGACGACACCGAUCAAAAAGAAAAGAAAAGAAAGAAAGAAAGAGAGGAGUGAGAAAAGAGACCUGUUCCAGGGUUUAGAUCAUAUCAAAACCGCCCGGAUAAAUUACUUGGUUGGCAGAAGCACAAGAACCUGACUUCUUCUUUUGCAAACGAUCAGUCAUCAGUUAAAGCACGUUAUUUCCCUGGAUGGAUGGAUUGGCAGGGAUGAUGGAUGUUAUUUGAGAAAAGCAACCUUCUUUACGUGAAAAUUCCCCCCCAAACUUUCUCGGAGCGGAGAGCACAGUUGGCGAUUUUCGUGAAGCCGCCCCUGUUUUUGUUUUUCUCUUUGGGGGUGUGUUUUGGCAACACGAGUUGAACUUUUGGUCCAAAUGUAUUUGCUGCAUCGCCACAACCACCAACCAAUUAUAUUCCCGCAGUUUGUUCGAGGAACGUUUUUCAUUUUAACAUUUUUGCGCAAGGGAGCCCUCUCACCGCUGCGCGCGCGCAAAAGGAGAAUACUUAUGUAUGGCUAUGUCUACAUACGAAUGCGGGUAUACACCAAACACGACAUCGUUCCCGAUGAACGCUCGUUACGAGACGCCUUCGUUCGUCUACUCGCCCAAGUCUACGGAACAUCUCGUGCGAUGACCCCCGUGGACAUCCUUUUCCUCGGACGUCCAGAGUAUUUGUAUGGAUGCGAUCAAAUACAGGCAUUUGUCCGUGUUCAUAAAGAUGAUGCAGCCAUCGUCAUUGGUGCUUUGGCGGCGUACAGUAAUGCUGCUAAACCAUCCACUUCGAAGGAGGAGGGAGAGGAGGACUACUCAUCGUCAGAGAUAACGGGAUUUUCAUUUAUCAAACGGUCCGCAGUUCUCGCGGAGCUUUCGACCGAUUUGGACGCGUUUAAACAAACUCACAAGAGAAAUCAUCAUUGAUCAAUGAUGGCUUUUGGGUACAGCUGGACUGGCGGG
Molecule: messenger RNA, 976 nt
Organism: Cantharellus anzutake
Lineage: Eukaryota; Fungi; Basidiomycota; Agaricomycetes; Cantharellales; Hydnaceae
Exons: 4
Coding region: 398-940 (180 amino acids)
Source: RefSeq, a predicted model, not a curated record